Molecule: messenger RNA, 1871 nt
Organism: Gambusia affinis (western mosquitofish)
Lineage: Eukaryota; Metazoa; Chordata; Actinopteri; Cyprinodontiformes; Poeciliidae
Gene: pars2
Product: prolyl-tRNA synthetase 2, mitochondrial
Exons: 4
Coding region: 140-1624 (494 amino acids)
Biological process (GO): prolyl-tRNA aminoacylation
Cellular component (GO): cytoplasm; mitochondrion
Molecular function (GO): ATP binding; proline-tRNA ligase activity
Source: RefSeq, a predicted model, not a curated record
GCCUCUGGGUGGCGAUGUUGGUGUGUGUGAGAAGGAAGUAGACAGGAAAAGGCAGCUGGGCUUAUUGACAAGGACUGUACGGUUUUUGGACUUACUUUGCUCAUGCUGGAGACCUGUCUCUUAUUUUCCACUGAUUCUGAUGUUCUUGGAUUUAACGCAGAGUAUCUGUCAGAAGUGUAUGAUGGAGCCAGCGGUUCGUCAGAUUUGGAAGAGAGGCUUUCACAAUCUCCACAGACCUUUUAUUCUUCAUAAGAGAACCCACUCUGGUCAGCCUGAACAUGCAGACGUCAGUCACUCCAGACAUGUCAAACCUGCGCUGCUGGUGUCUCGUCUCUACCAGCCUUCCAACCUGCGGGAUGUGGGGCAGGAAAGCCGGUUGCCGGGGGAGAUGACCUGUAAGAGCCAGAGGCUAAUGCAGCAAGCAGGGCUCAUCCAUCCGUCGAAUCCAGGCUGCUACUACUACCUUCCCUCCACUGUCCGCUCUAUGGAAAAGCUGGUAAGGGUGAUUGACCAGGAAAUGCAGGGGAUUGGUGGACAGAAGUUAGACAUGCCCAGUUUGUGCUCAGCUGAUCUCUGGAAAACCAGUGAGCGCUGGGAUCUGAUGGGAAAGGAGCUGUUCCGUUUGAAGGACCGUCAAGGUGCAGACUAUUGCUUGGGUCCCACACAUGAGGAGGCCAUAACAACUCUCGUCGCUCACCAGACCACCCUCUCCUACAGACAACUCCCUUUACUUCUUUACCAAAUCACCCGCAAGUUCAGAGAUGAACCGAAGCCGAGGUUUGGUCUCCUGCGAGGGAGGGAGUUUUACAUGAAGGAUAUGUACUCGUUUGAUGUGAGUGAGGAAGCCGCUCAUGAGACAUACGAAUCAGUCUGCGAUGCGUACGUUCGGCUCUUUGCUAGGUUGGGUCUGCGUUGCGUUCAAGUGCAGGCGGACACUGGAAACAUUGGUGGCACGCUCUCCCAUGAAUUCCAGCUGCCCGCAGAUAUUGGUGAGGACCGGCUUCUAGUCUGUGGGACCUGCUCAUUUGCUGCUAACAUGGAGACUCUGUCUCCAGACAGAACAUACUGUCCGCAGUGCAGCACUGGCACACUGGUAGAGUCAAAAGGAAUAGAAGUAGGGCACACAUUUUAUCUGGGUAAAAAGUACUCCCAUAUUUUCAAUGCCACUUUUAGUAAUCACCAAAACAAACCUGCUGUUGCUGAGAUGGGCUGCUAUGGUCUCGGAGUGACCCGCAUUCUUGCUGCGGCCAUUGAAGUGAUGUCAACAGAAGAGGGGAUCCGCUGGCCUAAUCUUAUUGCCCCAUAUCAGGUGUGUGUUUUACCCCCUAAGAAGGGUAGCAAAGUGGACGAAGCAGCAACCCUGGCAGAGGAGCUGGUCCACAACUUGGGACAGUUUUUGCCACAUUUGAGAGGUGAAGUUGUUUUCGACGACCGAACACAGAUGACCAUUGGAAAGAGACUUAAGGAUGCUGGCAAACUGGGCUACCCGUAUGUGGUUGUUGUUGGACAGGCAGCUCUGGAGGAAAUGCCGAAGUUUGAGGUGAUAUGUCAGCAGACUGGUGAGACAAUGUUUCUCAGUAAAGAUGGACUGCUAGAAUUACUGGGAACUGUGGAAACUGUGUAGAGAAAAGUCUUUAAACUGGGUUGAACUAACUGUUCAAAGUUUUUGUAUUUUUCUUUUUUUUUUUGGGUUGCUCCAAGUAUCAAAGCCUUUAAUAUCACCACAGAAUGAAACUUGCUGUUAAAACUAGCUUCAUUAUAGAUGGAAAUAUUUGAAUGCAUUUGAUUAUGACAAUAAAAUUAAUGUAAAAAAAAAAUUCUUUCCUUGUUUUAAAUUAUUUAGCUUACUGUUAUUUCCAAAAAUCCAGUAC